Molecule: messenger RNA, 4329 nt
Organism: Phragmites australis (common reed)
Lineage: Eukaryota; Viridiplantae; Streptophyta; Magnoliopsida; Poales; Poaceae
Product: C2 and GRAM domain-containing protein At1g03370-like
Exons: 9
Coding region: 710-3919 (1069 amino acids)
Source: RefSeq, a predicted model, not a curated record
CGACCCCCCAAACGCGGGGAAGGUCCGAGACCAGACUACCAGAGGGGGAGAAGAGAAGACAACACGCGACGCCGAAUCGAAUCGGGGAAAAAAAAGCGGAGGCGCCUGCUAAGAACGGCGGAUCGGCUAGCGUACGCAUCACCAGGGCGUUGCCUUCCCCCGCCUCGCUUUCCAAUUUGUUUUGUGUGUCGUUGGCGAAAUCUCGCUCUCCAUGUGGGGAGGCUUUGACUUGAUCAAACCAAGAACACGCCUUUGAGCCGCAUAAUGCUCCAAUACUCUACCGGUUUCUAAGUCCCGUCGCCGUUUACUUCCAUCAUUUGGUUUCAUAUUCCAGCAACUCGCGUGCGUGUGCCUCUUCUUACCUGUUCUUGCUCUCGUCUCGCUACGUGUAAAUCUGAUCUGCUUGUGUCUCAAGAUCGUUGGGGCUGCGUGAGUUGAAGUCGGAGUUGGCAAUGGCCAGGGAAGAAGCGAGUAUUUGAUCUGACUUCCAGAGAGUUAUUGCUGCUUUGGUGUUGGGAUUGGGCAGAUUGGAGAGAGCGGUUGGUAUCUUGGCUGAUUUCUUGGGGGUAGCUACUGUUUUCUCGGAUUGAAAAGGAAUGAUCUUUUGAUCGAUUUCUGCUCAUAUCUUGGUGAUUCUUUUUCUUGUCAACUUGGGGAUUUGUCUGAAGUGGAGUUCUUUGGUUAGGUGUGGGUUGAGACCUGAGAAGAGAUGAGGCUGUCUGUUCGUGUGAUCGAAGCCCGCAACCUGCGGGCCAUGGAUUCCAACGGGUUCAGUGAUCCUUAUGUGAAGCUGCAGCUCGGGAAGCAGCGGUUCAAGACCAAAGUGGUCAAGAUGAACCUGAACCCGACUUGGGAUCAGGAGUUCACUUUCCUCGUCGGCGAUGUUAGGGAUGUGCUCAAGUUCUAUGUCUAUGACGAGGACAUGCUCGGGAUGGAUGACUUCCUUGGGCAGAUGAGGGUGUCAUUAGAGGAUGUACUGGCUGCCGAGAACUUCUCGCUUGGUACCCGGUGGUACCAGCUUCUUCCGAAGGGAAAAACUGACAAGGUGGUCGAUUGUGGAAAGAUUUGUGUCUCAAUAUCUUUAGAAACAGCUGGAGCCACACGAUCAUGGUCUGAUGAUUUUGCAGCUGAAUUAACUGAUAUACAGAGAGACUAUUCAUUGUCAAGUCAAAGCACAGAAGUAUCUGUCACAUUAGCUUAUCAAGAAAGUGAAAUUUCUAAAGAAGAUAAUAUCAGUGGGGAUUAUGAUGGAGCUGAAGUCCCUGCAGAAGAUAAAUGUAGAGAACGUGCUGACAGAAAUCUAGCUGCUUCAGAGGCCAAAUCUAAUGGGAUUCAUAAUGCACCUUUGAAUGGAGCUGAGACUUCUGAAACAGAUAAGCCUGAUAAGCCAUCAUUUGUUGAUCGUGUCUGUCAAAUAUUUGCUAGAAAAAAUGUUGAUGCGGUGCCAACAUCCUCCGUGAAUACUAAGGCUUCAGAAGAAGUUCAAGAAGAAACAACAGUAUAUGAGGAUCCUGUAAGCCAAAAUAAUUGUGUGUCUCCAGAGACACCAUUUGAUGAACUACUGAAUUUUUUUGAAUCGAGGCAUGAAGGAGCUGAGAUGCCUGUAAAUUUACAAGGCAUUCUUAUCAAUCAGUCAUAUCUUGCCUCACCUAGUGAUCUGAAUAACCUUCUCUUCUCACCAGACUCAAAUUUUCGACAAACAGUGAUCGAGCUUCAGAGUUGUACUGAUUUCAAAACUGAACCCUGGAGAGUCGAUAAUGAUGGGGAGUCCUUGAAGAGAGUGAUAACUUAUACAACUGCACCUUCGAAAUUGGUUAAAGCCGUUCGAGCAACAGAGGAACAAUCUUAUUUGAAGGCUGAUGGAAAAGAGUAUUCAGUUUUAUUAAGUGUUAGCACUCCUGAUGUUCCUUGCGGUACUUAUUUUCGGACAGAAAUUCUUUUUCGUAUUAUGCCAGGCCCUGAACUUGACUCUGAACAGCAGACAUCACACUUGGUAAUUUCUUGGCGCAUGAAUUUUCUUCAAAGUACUAUGAUGAAAGGUAUGAUAGAAAAUGGAGCAAGACAAGGCUUGGAGCAAAAUUAUGCACAGUUUUUGGAUUUACUAUCACAGAAGGUCAAGCCUAUUGAUGUAGAAGAUGCUGGGUCUGAUAAGGAACAGGUCUUAGCUUCGUUGCAAGGGGGGCAGGAAUCUGAUUGGAGGAUAGCAUUUGUAUACUUCUUCAACUUUGGUGUCUUAUCCUCUAUUUUUGUGGUUCUCUAUACUACUCUGCAUGUUUUACGAGUGAAUUCAAGUGUAGUUCAAGGGUUUGAGUUUCCAGGAUUAGAUCUUCCAGAUUCUCUCAGUGAAAUUAUAAUGGGUGGCCUGUUAUUUCUUCAAGUACAGCACAUUUUUAAGAAAAUUACGUGCUUUGUUCAGGCAAGGGACCAAAAAGUUGGUGACCAUGGUGUGAAAGCACAAGGUGAUGGAUGGUUGUUAACGGCUGCUUUAAUCGAGGGAACCAAAUUGGCUCCAGUCGAUGCUACUGGGUUCUCUGAUCCUUAUGUGGUAUUUACUUGCAAUGGUAAAACAAAAACAAGUUCAAUCAAGUUCCAAACACUGGAACCUCAGUGGAACGAAAUCUUUGAAUUUGAUGCCAUGGAGGAUCCUCCAUCGGUGAUGAACGUACAUGUAUAUGAUUUUGAUGGACCUUUUGACGAAGUUACCUCCCUUGGACAUGCUGAAAUUAACUUUGUAAAAUCAAACUUGUCAGAGUUAGCUGAUGUAUGGAUUCCUCUCCAAGGUAACUUGGCUCAGUCUUGGCAGUCAAAGUUGCACCUAAGAAUUUUUUUGAACAACUCAAAGGGAACUGGUAUGGUCACUGAAUAUCUGAGCAAAAUGGAGAAGGAGGUUGGUAAGAAGAUGACGUUGAGGUCUCCUCGGACAAAUACAGCAUUCCAGGAGCUCUUCUCUCUGCCAGCAGAAGAAUUUCUCAUCAGCAGUUUUACCUGCUACUUGAAGCGGAAAUUGCCUACACAGGGCCAUCUUUUCUUAUCACUGAGAACAAUUGGCUUUUAUUCAAGCAUGUUUGGGCGGAAAACAAAAUUUUUCUUUCUAUGGGAGGAUAUUGAAGACAUACAAGCAAUACCUCAAUCACUAUCAUCAUGGAAUCCAUCCAUUAUAAUAACUCUUCACAGAGGUCGAGGCAUGGAUGCAAAGCAUGGUGCAAAGAGCAUGGAUAAUGGAAAGCUUAAAUUUCACCUGCAGUCUUUUGCAUCAUUUAGUGUGGCUAAUAGGACAAUAAUGGCAUUAUGGAAAGCAAGAUCUUUGAGCACAGAGCUUAAAGUACAGCUUGCUGAAGAGCAGUCCCAAGCUAACACCCUUCAGAGUGAGGACAGUGGAAUAUUUGUCGGUGUUGAGGAUGCCAAGAGCCUUCAGACGACUGAGGUUUUCUCCUCAACCAUUUCUACCAAUAUGAUCUCGCUUAUGGAGGUGUUUGAAGGAGGUUCAUUGGAAAUGAAAGUAAUGGAGAAAGUUGGAUGCCUCAAAUACUCGGUUACACAGUGGGAAUCAGAUAAACCGCAUGAGUAUCAAAGACAGAUUCAUUACAAGUUUAGCAAGAAGUUGUCUCCUGUUGGAGGAGAAGUAACAGGAACUCAGCUAAAAUCUCCUAUGCUCAACAAGAAAGGGUGGAUUAUUGAAGAGGUGAUGGAACUCCAAGGCGUCCUUCUUGGAGAUUUCUUUACGCUUCAUAUAAAGUACCAAAUCGAGGACCUUGCUCCUAAGCAAAGGGCAUGCAAUGUUCAAGUCUCCCUUGGAAUCGAAUGGUCGAAGAGCACCAGGCAUCAGAAACGAAUCGAAAAGAAUGUUCUUUCCAGUUCAUCUGCUCGCCUAAAGGAGAUGUUUAACCUAGCAUCAAGGGAGGUCUCACAUGCCAGAUAGGAGUAUUGAUCUCACAUCAUCCCUGUGCAUAAUACUGAGUGAUUGAACAUUUCCUAACAUCGGUAUGACCCGCCCUGUGCAUACAUUGCUUGACUGAGAUACACACGGACAGCAAGUCAACAACUGAUUUUGAAUCAUAUGAGGGUGCUGAAUUAUCUGUUUGUUGUAGCUGAUCAAGUGUAGGCUGUAUAGCUGAAAAUUUACAGAGAUUGCAGCAUAUAGAUACCACCACACAAGUGCUAAAAGCACGAGGUCAUGAAUUCCUCAAUAGGAUAGCUCCAUAGCUGUAUGUUGUGGUUUCUAAUUCUUUAUGCUGUAUCGACUUAGCUGGAUUCAUUGGUCACAUGUUGAACUGUACAAAACUAGAAAUAAUUGAUCCAAUAAUGUUCUGAAGUUUACAGACUGGGAAA